Molecule: messenger RNA, 1494 nt
Organism: Fusarium sp. VM40
Lineage: Eukaryota; Fungi; Ascomycota; Sordariomycetes; Hypocreales; Nectriaceae
Source: the annotation of a GenBank genome assembly
AUGACGUAUCCCACCACUCCAGAGAGACGCGAGCGCCUCUCUCGAGCCGCGGCCCCGACGAAUAUGGCAAUCUCCGAUUCUGAGGAAGAUGGCGAACGCCACCGGCCUGCAGCAGCAGCUUCGGCUCAAGCCAAAGUCAAACGUAUCAAAGUCAAGACCAAGCAUGAAGACUCCAGCUCCGACUCGAACUCAUCCAUUACUACAACCAAGAACGCAGAUGGAUCUUUAGAAGCACUUAACAAACCCACAUCCCUAAACAAACGAACCUCCAGUGAGAGCGACGGUGGCUCACCUUCCAAGAAAUCGCGGAAGGUGGUUCUUAAGCUUAAUAAGUCCGCCGGUGCCAAAGCCCCUACAGUUGCCAACAACGACGUCAAUGCUGCCUUGGUCCAGGCACUCAUCCCGUCGCCCUCGCAUGCUGAGGUUCUGACCCAGCUCAGUCCAGCUGGCGCUUCCCGCUUUCAGGUCUUUUGUGAAGGUCUCAGUGCCAUUCAGGCUCAGUUCCUCUCCACUCUUCAAUCUGCACAGGAAGGAGAAGAACUCAAGCAGGCCAAGAAUACAAUUGGGCUGCUCGAACAACAGCUGAAGUCGAGGCAACCUGAGGAUGUACUGUCCCAAAGCCUUGCCAACGAGCAUGCCCUACUCAGACAGAACAAGCGUCUCCAGGAAAACUACGAUGAUCUAGAACUUCUUCAUGAGGAGCUAAAAAUGGCAUACCACAACGAGAUUCAGGCGAGGAAGUCCAGACCCAAUGGUUCGUUCAAGUUGAUGGACGACGAAGUCGAUACGGAAUGGAGAGGAAUUGCAGUCGAUAUCAGGCAGUUCGUUUUGCAGAUCCUCACAGUCGAACCCUUUCGUGUCUCUGCUCCUCAGGGGACCAAUCACCAAGAGAUUGAGGCUCUCAAGAAAAGUCAGAAAAAAAACCCCGAACUUGCCCCUUUCAAGUUUCAGGAGUAUAUCUGGAGGCGCCUUGUUACCGACGUUUUCCAAGCUGGAGUGAACACCUGGGGGGGCCCGACAGGUCAAGCUUUCAAUCUCUUCUGUUUGGACAUUUCCAAGAUUGAUUUCGAAGGCAUGGAGGAGCUUAGCCGAACCAAGGCCCACACCGCCGAGUUCUUAAGCGGGUACAACGACCAAAACAAUCGGAGCAAAGCACAAGACAUUGCCAGAGUAAUGAGGAAUCACCUUCUCAUCUUCAUGGACAAAAGUCGGACCCAAGAAUCUGGGAAACUUCUCUGGAACAUUGUCCGCAGAGCCGUCGAACUAAACGAAAAGUUCUUGAAAUCCAAAGCGUUUUUCCUGACGAACUGGGUCGAGGAAGAGUUUGACCUAGAAGAUCUUGACAUCUGCUACACCGGAGGAAAACCCAAGGGACAGCCGACACUGGACAUAGAAAUAUCACCCAGAUUGUCCAAAAUCGGCAACGCUGAUGGCAAACACUUGGACAAGGCUGUGGUCAUGUGCAAGCCCCAGGUGACAAUUGUUAACAUUUGA